ACACCACAAUGUCCACAACUGCAAAUCACAAAAAAAAAAGAAAAAAAAGAAAAGAAAAUAGAAGGUCCACAACUUGGUGUGGGCAACCAUUCAAUAAUACGUGAAGGACACAGUGGAAAUCCACUGGCUGCAAUAACCCAAUCCGACCUAGUGCGGGAAUUGUUACUUUCAUUAUAUGGGUCAUAUGGACUGAAUUUUAUAUCCAGGUAAUUUUAGAAGCUUUGAACUAGUCUUAGUGUAGGCUAGGAUGCAAAUAUCCUAUCUAGUCCUAUUUCCAAGCCAACACAACAUAUGUGGCCCGAGUUUGAUGUUAGUCACUUUUUAUUUGGUACAAUUGUAGCUAUUUCUAAAAUAGUACUUUUGCAGGUACUUUUGAUGUGGUGGUGGUGAACUUAUAUCCCUUCUAUGAGAAAGUUUCCUCUACUGAUGGAAUAGCAUUUGAUGAUGCAAUUGAGAACAUUGAUAUUGGUGGUCCAACCAUGAUUAGAGCCGCUGCAAAGAAUCACAAAGAUGUCUUGGUUGUCGUUGAUUCACAAGACUAUCCUAGACUCCUAGAAUUUCUUCAAGGAAAUCAGGAUGACCAGGAGUUCCGAAUGAUGCUUGCUUGGAAGGCUUUUCAACAUUCUGGUUUAUAUGAUUGUGCAGUUAGUGAGUGGCUGUGGAAGCAGCCGACUGUUGGAGGCGAGUAUCCUCUCAGCUUUGCAGUGCCUCUCUCGCUCAAAUCUUCACUUCGUUAUGGUGAAAAUCCUCAUCAAACGGCUGCAGUUUAUGUGGAUAAGAGACUCUCUGAGGUUAAUGCUGGUGGUAUUGCAUCUGCUAUUCAGCACCAUGGGAAGGAGAUGUCAUUUAAUAACUAUCUAGAUGCUGAUGCAGCUUGGAAUUGUGUGCGCGACUUUAAUAAUCCCACUUGUGUAAUUGUAAAGCACACAAAUCCUUGUGGUGUAGCUUCACGUGAUGAUAUCAUUGAAGCUUACAGAUUGGCUGUUAAAGCAGAUCCAGUGAGUGCAUUCUUGGGGUAUACUGCCUCUACCAUUGUUGACCCUGUUGGGGGAGUUGGAGGUAUAUGGCUGAUUUGGGAUCCUACCCAAGUUUCUGUUAGUGCACAUAUUGCCAACUCCCAACUUAUUCAAGCUACUGUGAAACGUGAGAAUUUUAAAGAAUGGGUUCUUGCUGCAGUCUAUGCCAGUCCUAAUCCUGGCAUCCGUCAAAACCUCUGGAAUGAUCUAGAGAACACUUCAAGCUUAAUGGUUAGGCCUUGGCUUAUUGCAGGUACCAUCCUCCCCAUUUCUUAA
Molecule: messenger RNA, 1292 nt
Organism: Camellia sinensis
Lineage: Eukaryota; Viridiplantae; Streptophyta; Magnoliopsida; Ericales; Theaceae
Source: RefSeq, a predicted model, not a curated record